Molecule: messenger RNA, 4416 nt
Organism: Myxocyprinus asiaticus (Chinese sucker)
Lineage: Eukaryota; Metazoa; Chordata; Actinopteri; Cypriniformes; Catostomidae
Product: zinc finger protein 615-like
Exons: 4
Coding region: 108-1343 (411 amino acids)
Source: RefSeq, a predicted model, not a curated record
GACACGCGCUUUCAAACAGACGCUUUCUGCGCACGCUACUCAACGCGGAGACGAAGAGUGUUUUUAUUACUCCAGUAUUUGGUAAUAGUUGUAAUUUAUUGACGGGGAUGGAGGAUGUGGGAGCACUGGGCGUUUUCCAGGAGCGGAUGAAGUCUUUGUUCGGGUCUCUGCUGGAGGUUUUUCUUUCUGAAAUCACAGAAGUGUUCAGAGAGAGUUUAACACACAACAUGUGCACGAAACACUGUGAGACGUGUACCUGGAAUUAUUCAUCUGGGACUAAUAACAGUAAGAGGAACAGGGAAGUCACAUCAGAUGAGUCCCCACCAUUAUUGGGCCUGCAAUCCAGUGAAUCUGAAGAGCUAGAAGCUGACCCAAACCAGUGUACCGCCCCAAAUAAUCUCAGUCCACUUCCAGUGCAGAUGUCACUUCCUUUAUUAACAGCACUGUCGGAACAGACAGAAACGCAGUUAUCCACUGAAGAUGACAAAGCGCUGUACACUACAGUAAUGGUGGAUGAUCCCGAAAGCCAGAUGUCUCGAGAGAUUCAGAAAAUGCACGUAAAGCAGCCAAAAGAAGCAGAAGUCUGCAUUCUCACAGAAUCUAUUACUGCUUCGGUUGUGUUUAACACUCCUGGCCAGACAGUGCUCGCGCAAGACCUGAAACUAGAGAAUACCGGCAGGCCUGUAACUGGAGAUCAAGACAUGAUGCUGCCGAUGCUGAAAGAUGAUAAUGAAGAACAGGUAAUUAGACAUUUAGUGGAGAUUCAAGCUUGUCAGAACCCAGUAGAAAAUGCUGAAGCUGAGAAUCCAGUGGGAAGUGAAGCUGAACUGAAGGCUGAACAGAAUGAGCUCUGUGAAUCAGAAGAGUCGACUCUGGGCAGGUCUCUUGAUUUGCAAGAAGAGAGUCAGGGGUCUUCCUAUGGGUGUUACUUGGUAAAACUCCAGAGGGUCCAGGUACUUCAGAGACCUGUCAGUGACUCGAAGCGUUUCCACGUUUGCAGCUAUUGCAAUAAAAUCUUCAUGUUCAAGAAAACUCUAAGGAGGCAUAAACGCUUCCACACCGGCAAGAGGCCUCACUGCUGCUCGCUCUGCCCCAAGGCCUUUGUCUUUCGUAAAACCCUCCGCAAACACGAGAAAGCACACUUCAGGAGACCGUACAGCUGCAGUCAAUGUGACAAGCGAUUCAAACACAGGAAAAAACUACGCAUCCAUUGGCGCUUCCAUGAUGGAGAGAGUCCGUUUGUGUGUUCUCGUUGUGGGAAACGCUACAAGACACUUAAAAGCCUUGAUCGCCACCUGGAAUAUGUUGAUCAUGGCAACCAACCAUUCAGUCAAGAGAACUAAUUUGUUACAGUCAAAAAAAGGUAACACCUAAAAGCCUGCAGUCAAUAAAGAAUAUGGAUGUGAGUGAGUGAGUGUGAGAGAGAGAGAGAGAUUUUAUUGUGGCAGGUUCUAAGCUAAACAGCUUAAAAUUUUGUCCUCCUGUUUAAUUUCCUCUCUUAACCAAAAAGUAACUAGGUUAAAGACUUAAACUUAAUGUACAAUAAGGUUGUCUAAUUUAUGAAGAUGAUUCACAUUCGAAUGCUAAAACUUUGCAUUCAAAUUUUAGAUGUGUGCCAAGCACUAACAAUGACUUCAGGCUGAUCGCAUUCUUGCUUUUAAAAAAGGCUAGAUGCAGCGCAACAAAUGCAGUUUAUAAACAUGUCUCGAGAUGUGUUUUAAAAGGUUGAAGUUCUGUUUAACUUAACACGGUAUUUAAAAAAUGCGUCUAACUCAUUCGUAUUCGCUCUUAGGCAGAAGAGUAUACUUUGAAAUGCAACUUGGUCAACUGGCUGUGAUCCGAUCAGGAACGCACAAAAACUAAGUAUACCCGGGCCUUAAGGUGGAGGUAUUUGGCCAUUGUGUCUUGCUCUUUAAUCAGUAUUUCUCAUAUUAAGCAACAGGUUUCAAAAUGCUUUGUUAGAAAAAGAGUUCAGUUUGGAAAUGUGGGUCUCAAGGUCCUCACGUUGUGUUUCAUCCUUUCCAUUUAAGGUGAAACAAAAAUAAAUUUUCUUUGAGAAACUGGAUGACCAAGACCAUAUCACUAUUAGUCAUAAUUUUCUCUAUUCAAAUAUGUGGAUUCAUUGCACAUAAAACUCCUAAGAUUAGCAUGAAACCUUGUGAUUGUGUUCUGAGGUAUCAAAAAGCACAAAGAGAUUGUGUUAACAAUACUGUUAAUGACCAUGACUAUUUUGCUUAAUUAUGUAAUUAAUCAAUUUGAAUUUACCAUACUGUUAAAAGGGGCAUCUUACCACAUCAUUGGCUCAUUCUUGGGUCAAACUGCAUAAGUGCCCGUUGUGGAUAUAGUAUAGUGUAUGUUGAAGACCUCUGUGCAGUGACAUGUGCUCUCCAUUCAAUUGGUCCUGCAAAGGCUCUUCAGAAGUUAUUGUUUGCCUGUUGUUCAAAAGUAAGUUCUCACUUGUCCAUGUUUUCAGAUUGCUUUAUAUUUGCCUUGAGAAGGUUGAUCUCAUUAAAAUAAAGUGACUGUGAUGACAUUUUACCAAAAAAAACAUUACGCUGUCCAAUACAUGUGAAACGUCCACAUGGAGCUUAAAGCGAGUUAAAUGAUCUCCCAAACAGAUGCGUUUUUUGAAGAUUAAUGCUCUAUUGAGUUGUAAAUCAACAAAAUCUGCUUCCCUUUAUAAACCCAAACCUAACUGAUAGUGUCAUAAAAGCAAAUGUGAGAUGAAAAACGCAAUUGCCAAAGCAACCACAUAAUUUUGUGGUGCCUCUAAAAACACAUUCAGGUCAUGCGUUGAUUUGCGUGCUCUUCAGGACUCAUUUGUAUCACAACUGCAAUGCUCUAUCAUUAAUUUAGAUCACAUUUGAACAAGCAUGCAAAUGUAGUCAGUUUUGUAAACAAACAAACAAACAUUCAAAUGUAUUGCUAAAAAUGAUAUAAGAUAUAGGUGGAAAUCAGUUGUUUUUUUUUUUUUUUUUAAUGAUAAUCUGCUAUUUUACUCGUGAUUUGUGUGAAACUGAACAAACGUCAUUGUUGUAGUACCUUUAAUGUUAAUUUCACCAAGAAACUGCAGAGAUAUACAAUGAGCCGUGUAAAAAUUAUUUAGCAAAAAUGAAGGUAAUGUGAUUCUAUGAGACCAGGCUGAGAAAUCUUUAGUUACAGCUUAUAAUUUCUAUUGUUUCAGAAAUUAAUCAUGAAAAAAUCAGUUUUACAUUAUAUUGGUUUUAUUGUACUGCAGCCACACUGUUACACUUAUGACAAAUAUAUUUAAGAAUAAGAUAAUAUGUGAAUAAUGAGGAAUGUUUUGCAUUCCAUUUGUUUUAACAAUCUAACUCAAGUUUUACUGAUCAAAUGUUAUUUUACUUGAAAAUUAGUCUAAACAAAUACCAUCCCAUCACCAGGAUUACAAAUGAUUUUAUUUUAAGGAGAGAUUGUUUUGGUCCCAUAAGAACUUAAACAUGAAAAGAGUUCCAUUAACCCAUGUACUACAAAUAAAACCUGUGCAACUUUAAACCAACACAUAAGAUAAAGUUCAUCUGAGAUAAUCACCUUUUGUUACAUAAUUAUAAAAAUAAGUAUUAUGAAUUAAUUUCUAAGAUUUGUCCUCGAUAUGAGAAUUAGAUUACACUGCAGUACUGUUUAGACUUUCAAACUGUUCAGUCCCAUAGUCACCUAGGAAUAUUCCGGGUUCAAUAAAGUUAAGCUCAAUCAACAGCGUUUGUGGCAUAAUACUGAUUAAAUUUCACCCCUCGUAAGUAAAUAAAAAAAAAUAACAAUAAUAAUUACAGUAAGACACUUAAAAUGGAAGUGCCAGUCCAUAAAUGCUAAAAUACACAUUGUUUCAAAAGUAUAGCUACAAAACAUACACAUUAUACAUGUCAACAUGUGAUUCAAAGGUGAAGUAAAUCAUUUUAAUUAAAUACACUUUUUGUCAAAUUCCGUGAAUAUCUCUCUUCACAGUCCGCUAGCUGUCCGUUCCAUCUGUGCGCUGAAAACAAAAAUCUGGUGUUUGUACGCAGCCCUGGCUCUGUAAAUGGGAAAAUAAACAAAGUGGAUCGGACUGAUCCACACAACACUGUUGCGAUCACACUGCAUUGGCAAUGUGCUUGCAUGAAUUUGGAGGGGCGGAGCAUCUGAAGGAGCAUAGUUUGGCUGUUGAGUUCAAAUAUCAAGUCUUUGAUCCUGAAGGAAACUGCUUUUAUUUUUUUUUUUGCAUAAGUGCCCAUUGUGGAUAUAGUAUUCUGUGAAUGAAGACCUUUUUAACAGUUAUGUAUUGUAUAAUUACUACAUAUACUGUACAUGCACUGCUAAUCCAGAUACAAGGAAAACAUUAUUAGAGGUAAAAAGUACAUUUCUCAGUUGUUUCCAAGUCUUCACUGAAUUAUUGAUAGAUAUGAUGGAUUAAUACAGAUUUGA